UCUAGACAAGAAAAUAGAUUUUCCGAAGGCAUUUUAAUUAUAUUAAUUACAAAUGUAAAAGACAAUUAAAUUGUUGCUUUAACUGAAAAUUGCAACUGCAGUUUCACCUGGGGAUAUUAAUAUAAUAGUUUAAUUAUGAUUAAAUUUGUAUAUCAUAACAAUAAUAAUUAAUAAUAAUUCUUAUCUUAUAUACAUUCACAUUUUUUCGAUACAAAAAUAUAAAUAAUCAAUUAUUUUUAUAUAUUGUUACAUAUAAUUAAUUGGAGCAGUAAAAAUUUUUUUUAUUGCUACAUUUUAUUUCUGAUGAGCAAUCAAUUUUUCUGGUGAAUCCAGGAAUGAUUGCGGCACGGGAUUCUAAAUUAAAGAAAAGUUGUUUUUAAUUUUUUCUUCGAAAAUUAAUCGAAAAUGAAAAUGGAGGAAAUUAUUCCUCGGCGCGUGGUUUUCUCUGAUGAUGAAACUGAAAUUCACAGAAGUUGAGGGUCAAGGUGAGAACUCUCUGAUAAGCUCCCAAGGGUUAUCUCAAUCAAUGAUAGUGGAAAUAUCUAUCGUGAGACUAGGAAAGGAUUUUCCUCGUUGAAUUGAUGUCAAGUGUCUGGUCCACUGAGAGAUUAAUCAUUUUUAUAUCAAUAUUUUUGUACCUGUCUUUUCUUUCGUCAUGAUCAUGGAUAUCAAGGUCAUUCCGUGUGUUGUGCUGGUACUGAUGGUCAUGGGUGAUACUAAUGCAGCUAGAUUAAAGAGACAGGCACAUGGUGAAUUGCCCACGUUUGGGGUGGAUUCAAGCAACCCUGGUGAUCUUGAACCAAGACCAUGGAAACGUGUGGUACCACGUGACACGCGAAAAACAACAAAAUCUAACGAAGCAAUACCCGAUUACGACACGAUAUUGGGCCCGACAGAACCCUCUGAUUCUGAAUCUGGUGAUGGCAAUGAUCCCGACACCGCUCCUCCUAGCACUAAACCCAAGCCACCAGUAUCACCAAAGGCACCGACGAAAAAUCCACCUAAAAAUACUCCCAGCACUAGACCGAACCCUGGAGUUAAGAGGCCCAGGCCGAGUCCCAAAAUUCCACCCAAACCUCCAUCUGAUCCUAAUGCAAUUGGAGGUGAUAGUGGGCCCGAUGAUACUCCAAUAACUCGAAUUAAUGUUCUCCCCGCAUCAACGCCCAAUCCUAGGCGACCGCCCCCUCCGAAACCCGAUAAACCUGAAGAACCAGAAGAAAAGCCUGAAGAUCCUGAAGAACCGGAAGAAGAACCUGAGAAGCCGGAGGAAGAACAGGAGGAACCCGAGGAAGAACCGGAGGAGCCUGAGGAAGAACCGGAGGAACCUGAAGAAGAACCCGAGGAACCUGAAGAAGAACCAGAGGAGCCGGAAGAAGAGCCUGAGGAACCAGAAGACAAAAAAGAGCAGCCGAAGCCUAAGUCGCCUCCAGUUUCAAAGCGACCCCCGAGGCCUCCGCCAAAUACCAAAUCUCCAAACCCCCGGACCCCUCCUAUGUCACCCCCCAGUCGGGAACUACUUCCUCCUCCAAAACCACCGAGUGAAGAAGAUCCUGAGAAAAAUCCGAACGAGCAACCAAAUGCUGAAGAUGAAACUCCUCAGGAGCAGCCGAAAACUCCUAGUGGAAGAAGACCUGAGACAAAGAGACCUAGACCAGGACCUGGUUCGAAAAAACCGCCACAACCGAAACCUCGAGAAGAACCAGAUAAUCCUGACGAUAAUCCUGAAUCUCCAGGACCGGGAAAUGACGAAAAUCCUUCCGAAAGACCCGUGAACCCGAGAGCUGGCACGAAAACACCACGACCUAGGGGGAAAAGUCCCGGGACAAAAACACCCAACAGAAGAUCAGGCCCACAAAAUCCCGAAGUCCCUGAAGACGAUCCUGAGAAUCCUGACGCAAAUCCGGAAUCUCCAGAGCCAAGGGACAAAGAUCCUUUCGCUAGCAGAAGACCGGGGACUAGAAUUACCCCUCCUAGAAGACCGCAGCCCACGACUCCGGUGCCGACUCCCGAGGAAGAUUUCCAAAAUCCUGACGACAAUCCUGACUACCCAAAUCCCGAUAACGAAGACCCGAACCCUGACGAUGCACCUCCGCAACGAGCACCUCUCCCUUCAAAUACCAGACCCGGGACAAAGACUCCUAGACCGACCAGAAGACCAAGACCUCAGCCCCCCGUUCCUGAAGAUUCUCAAAAUCCCGAUGACAAUCCAGAAUAUCCAGACCCGGACGAGACCAUAAACCCUGACAAUUCUCCAGCAGUGACACCUCCUCCCUCCAAAACACGACCAGGAACUCGACUUCCAAGGCCCAAACCCCCUGUCAGACCCACCCCACGCGGCCCAGAAAAAUUCCCUGAAGAUUCUCAGCAACCAGACAGCAAUCCCCAAUUCCCUGAGCAGCCGGAUGAAGACGCAACUCCUGACGCUGAGCCCGUGACACCACCCCCCUCAAAACGAAGACCAGGAACAAAAAAUCCUCCAAGGCCCAGACCCAACAGAAGACCGAAACCACCUGCAUCCCCUAAUACGGACGAAACUCCCGACGAGAAUCCGCUCUUCUCCUCCCGCUUCGGGGAUGACCCCGAGGACUCAGCCAAAUCGCCCUCGGCCCCUGCACCUUCCGCAGCUCAACCUCCUUUUACUUCUCCAGGCAAGGCGCCUCCCGGAAGUCCAGGUACCCCAUCAUCAGCGAACGCAAAUGCCCUUAGUUCUGCCUCUAGCUUCGGUUCAGGCGCAAGCGCUGGAGCAGUUGCGAGUGCAAGUGCUUCAUCCAGCGCUAGUGCAUUUGGAUCACCUUGGGACUCAUGGGGUCCCACGGGCGCCAACAGCAGCCCAUGGGGAACAAUUCCAGUAAUUCCUAGCACAAACCCGGAAGGACCCAAUGCAGCUCCACCAGUAAAACCGUCAAAGCCUCCAACAAAAUCACCUCCAUCCAAACCGAUCCCUCCAGGAUUCAAUCCAUUCCCAAAUCCUUGGGCAUCGGCGUACCCUCCGAUCCCCAGCCCCUACAAUCCACCAGGUGCACCAGCUAAUCCUCCUGUCAAAGGAAAAAAACCAACUGGCGGACAACCAAGACCUCUCAACGGUUACACCCCCAUCGUCAGCAUCUCGGGUACUUUUGACGCAAAUGAUGCAUCAUCCGGUUCAAGUUGCUCUUCAACAAACUGCAGCCCUUCAUCGAUAAAACCAAGCAAUCCAUCCUACGCUAAUCCCAAUUACCAAAGCUACAAUCCCACUCCGGUUAAUGGUUUUGGAUCGCCAGUAAAUUCAAAUCCAAUGGCCUACAAUCCUAAUAGCUAUUCCAAUCCCAAUUACAACAAUGGCAAUCCAUCCCAGGGAUUCGCUAGUGCUGGGAGUUUUGCUAGUGCUAGUGCCAAUGCUAACGGAGGGAGUCCUGGAUUUCAAUCACGCAUAAAUACCGGCAGUUAUCCAGGAGAUAAUGAGAUUUCCGGAUUCUCCGGGACUGGGGCAGGUUCUCCUGUUUACACGCCUGCGGACUUUGAUGCUCAUAUCAAUCGCAUUCAGCAGCAGAAUCUAGCUCUGCAGCGACAAAUUCAGGAGCAGAUCAGGCAGCAACAGGCGCAGGCAAUGGGCUCUUGGGCAACGGGUAUGGCUUCUAUAAACGACGGAUCCAGACCUGUUAAUCCUAAUACCCAAUUAUACAGCAAUACUCAAGUUAACCGGGGAAUCCUGCCUCAACCGCCGAUGAAUAUUGGGGGACGUUUUGGGAAUCCCCCGGUAUAUUCUGGUGGUUAUGAUGGUUUGAAUUAUCCAACGUACAAUGGGAAUAACGAUAGAUUUGGAAACGCCGGUUUUGGAUUUCCGUCUGGAGGGGGAGGAUUUCCAUCCAUGGGAGGGGAAUUCCCGUCUGGAGGUGAUGGCGCCUGGGCUUGGGGAGUUGCCAAUGCAGGACCUAGAGGUAAUUCACAGGCUGGAGAGAUAGGACCUGUCGCUCCUGGAUUUGAAUCUCGGUUCGCCGAAGACACUCCAUCCCAGGGUGGCAGUUCUUACAGCAGUUUUUCGAGCUCAAGCUCCAGUUCUGGGGUGGGACCAGACGGUCAAGUUCACUCUCGCAAGAGUGUAACAACUGGAAUCAAUGACAAUGGAAGAGUUUCGAUCAAAACAGUUCACGAUCCAUAAAUCCAUCCAGUCACCGUAACACGCCUCAUCAAUUACUCCUAGAUAACAAUUUUAAGAAACUCCGGAACUCAUGAAUGUUCCACGCUUUUGCUUCCAAAUUAAUUCAUAAAAAAACGAUUUUACGAUUCGAAUCAUGAUUACUUGUGUUGUUUUCUUCUAAUAAUAUUUAUUGUCACAGUUUAUAUUUGAUAAUGUGCCAGUAAAAAAUAAGAAUUUCAUUAUUUUGUAGACACUUAGACGAAUGAAUAAAUCUUGAAAUACUCAACAUUCGAA
Fopius arisanus is the source of this 4411-nucleotide messenger RNA. RefSeq names its product basic proline-rich protein. The record is from RefSeq and is a predicted model, not a curated record. NCBI's taxonomy places the organism in Eukaryota, Metazoa, Arthropoda, Insecta, Hymenoptera, Braconidae.